This is a messenger RNA of Phytomonas sp. EM1, 705 nucleotides long. NCBI's taxonomy places the organism in Eukaryota, Euglenozoa, Kinetoplastea, Trypanosomatida, Trypanosomatidae. The record is from the annotation of a GenBank genome assembly.
AUGGUAGUGGACAGUGGGGCGAGACGGUUGCCGUGUGGACACUGCUACCAUGAAAAGUGUCUGACUCAAUGGUUUGAACAGCAUAGCACAUGCCCCUACUGCAGGGCAAAUCUCCUUAACUAUCCUCUGAAGCCUGCGGAGCAAGCGUUGCCCCGGGAGGCUCCACCAGCACGAUCUGUCCCAGAAUCACCGCCAAUGAUGGAGUCUGUUACGUCAGAGAAAUUGGACCAGGACAUGGAAAUAUUGAUGCAAAAGUUCUUUGAUAAGCUUUCGAAGGAUUCCAUUGAAAAUAUAAACCACAGUGAUGAAGUACUUCGUGAGCAUUAUCAUUUUUAUGCUAAGUUUCAGUCUCUGGAACAGGAGUUGAAUAAACUGAUGGAUAUUUAUGUUGAAAAGGAUUCUUCAUUGGGUGCCCAUAGCACCUUCAACUCCGAAAAACUAACCGAGGACCUUGAAGCGAGCCCAAAUGAGAAGUUAGCAAAAGAUCAGACGCCUGCUGCCGCGGUUUCUUCUGAGGGCAUGAAGAAAAAAGGCGAUGAUACCACCGAAAAUGCUCACACGACGAGAUUAAACGCAGGUUCUACCGUAAGUCUUUGGAUGCGUUUGGCUGCCUUCCAGAAGUACCAUAGGCGUUUGAAAGAUGCCCAAAAAGAGCUGAAUGAUGCACUCGUAUCUAUAAACGAGCUAGAAGCUAUUGCACGGUAA